AUUACAUCCUUUCAGACAUUAAUUCUGAUCUCAAUUCAAUGGCUUCCACUUCUUCCUUAGCCCUCGUUCCUUCUCCUAUGGCUAACUAUGACAUCUUUCUAAGCUUCAGAGGCGAAGAUACUCGUUAUACUUUUACAGAUCAUCUCUACGCGGCGUUAACCAAUGCAGGAAUCCAUACUUUUAGGGAUAACGAAGAUAUCAGUGGAGGUGAUGAUCUCAAACCUGAAAUCGAGAAUGCAAUCAAAGCAUCCAAGGGUUCGAUAGUUGUAUUGUCAGAGAACUAUGCAACUUCCACAUGGUGUCUUGACGAGCUUUGGUUGAUCCUUGAGCAAAGGAGGAAGGUCAAUCAUUUCGUUCUACCCAUUUUUUAUCACGUUCAUCCCUCUGAUGUUAGGAAUCAAGACAAAACUUUCAAGAUAGAAGUCAAAAUCUCUUCAAAGUGGACACAUGAUAACGUGAAACGAUGGAGAGAAGCCCUUACACAAAUUGUUGACUUGAAAGGCGAGCAAGUUUUGGGGUCUGAAGUAGAUUUUAUAAAGAAAAUCGUCGAUGACAUUUAUUAUAAAGUUGCUCGCAAAAUAGUUAAUCUUCCUCGCAAUCUAAUAGGGAUGAAUGCUCGAGAUAAAGAUAUUAAUUCGUGGUUAGAGAAAACUGAUCUCAAAGUUUUAGCAAUUUGUGGCAUGGGAGGAAGUGGCAAGACAACGUUGGCCGAUUACAUUGUCUCUUCAAAUUUGCAACAUUUUGAAAUCACCAGUGUUGUCAAAGGCAUGGGUGCUAGUGGUACAUGUCAAAAACAGGAUAAUAUGCUUGAGCUAUUCGAAAAAUUUUCUGAAGAUCUUUUAGGAGGGAGGAAGGGAAAAGCAAUGCGUAGGUAUAUGAUUUAUCGUGUCUUAGAAAUGAAAAAGACACUUAUUGUUUUUGAUGACAUUGAUGAACCAAGCCAGUUGGAUCUUUUUCUUGGAACCGCGAAGAUAAAUGAAAGAAGCAAAAUUAUAAUAACAACCAGGAAAAUGAAUACACAUAAUUGGUUUAAGUUUAGAUCUUGGAGUUGCCAAGASUACAAUAUGCAAUUAUUGSAUGAUGAUGAAUCRUUAAAGCUUUUAAGUCUUCAUGCCUUCGAGUUGGAGAUUCCCAUGGAAGGUUACGAGGAGCUUGCAAAAGAGGUGCUAGAGUAUUGUGAAGGAAAUCCACUAGCUCUUGAAGUGUUGGGUUCCUCUCUAAAACAGGAUAUUAGCAUCGAAUUUUGGAGAAGUACACUGGAUGUAUUGAAAAGAAAUAUGAAUUUUGGAAUUCAGUGUGUACUCAAAAGGAGCUACGACUCAUUGCCAAAUAAAAUUAACAAAGAGUUGUUUUUGCAUAUUGCUUGUUUCUUUGUUGGUGAAGACAAGGAUUAUGUGGAAAAGAUAUUGGAGCAUGAUUAUUGUGCAUUAUCUGGGAUCAAAAUCCUAACUGAUAGAUGUCUUCUAUCUGUGUCACCAAACAAAAAAGUGAUGAUGCAUCAACUGAUUCAAGAGAUGGGGAGAAGCAUAAUCCGCCAAGAAUCAAACAUCCCUGCAAAACGUAGUAGAGUUUGGCUUAGUAGUGAGUCUUAUAAAAUAAUGCGCAAAGGAGAGGGUUCAGAAACAAUUGAAGGACUCGCACUUGACAUGCAACUUUUGUGGAAUGACCAGCAUGAAAGCAAGUCAUCAGAGCUGAAGACAGAUUCACUCACAAAAAUGGAUAACCUAAAAUUGCUCCGGCUAAAUGAAGCGCAUCUCACCGGAUCCUACGUGGCUCUCUCAGAAGAUUUAAGAUGGUUAUGCUGGCGUGGAUUUCAUUUAACAGCCGUACCCUUCGGCUUAUUCCAAGGAAACUUGGUGGCUAUAGACAUGAGACAUAGCAACUUGGAAGUAUUUGAAUCGCCUAUUGUUCUUCAAUCACUCAAGACUCUAAAUCUUCAAGGCUCGCAGUCUCUCUCCGAAAUCCGCAAUAUCUAUCGACUCCCUAAUCUUGAGACUUUGAUUCUUUGUCAUUGUUAUGAAUUGGUUCAUUUUUGUGAAAGCAUUGGAGGCCUUAUGAAUCUUGCUCUAUUGAAUAUGAUAGGGUGUAAAAGCCUCCCCCAUAUAGCUGCAUCCCAUAGAAGGUUAGAAGCUUCAACUUCUCAUGGAGGAAGUACACAACAAUCAUCUUUGUCUUUGCCACACUCAUUAGCAUGGCUAUCCCUCAGGGGCUGCAACCUUGAGUGUAGUGAGAAUUUUCCUCUGAGUUUCAAUGUUCAGCCGAAACUGCAGUACCUGGAUUUAGGUGGAGGUUGGUUUGAAAGCUUGCCUUGUUACAAUCAUCUUGAAAAUCUUAGGGUCCUUGACUUGACUUUGUGCCGUAGACUUAAAUGGCUUGUAUGCCUCCCAAGUGCACUUGCAGAAUUGUAUGUGUAUUUUUGUUAUUCGCUAGAAAAAAUAACUUUCGAAUCGCAUCAGUUCACGUUACAAGAGUUUGGCUAUCAAGGUUGUAUCAAAUUGUCUGAAAUUGAAGGGUUUAUUAAAUUGGUUCCAGUAGCCAAAAUGGAUGUAACUGAUUUGGGACACAUGACGUGGCUAAAAGAAUAUCAAAAUCAUGUGGUGUCCUUGGUUGGUGAUGAURAGUUGAUCACCACUGGCCGAAGCAAGAGGAUCCAGAUGUUGUAUGAAUUCGGUAUAAUGAGCACAUCUCUGCCAGACAUAAGGGAUCCAAACAUAAUGCCUAAGUACAUAUCAGAAUCACCAUCUUUGUCCUUUGAGGUGCCUUCAUGUCCCGAGAGUAUGAGGCUCAUAGGAUUGAAUGUAUGUUUCAAAUAUACAAUAUCAGGUAGGGAAUGGACAUGGUUUGCUAAAAUCAGUACAACCAAUKAUGUUGAUUAUAUGUAUAAUCCCCAUCUCUUUGGCGACCCUGGGGUAGGAAAAGUUGGUAUAUGGUUAAGCUUUUGGCCAAUUGGAAGCAARUUAGUCAUCRGAGAUAAAGUUAAUGUGUCUAUCAUUGUGAUGAGUGGAGUAUUGGAGGUACAAGAGGUUGGUGCAAGCCUUGUCUACGUGAAUGAUGAUKAAACCUUGGAAAAUAACACGCAAUGGGAUUUAUCUGCAUUUCAACUAACAACGGGAGCGUUCUAUCUUUGUCGGCGUGAUCUUUUCAUGUUAAUGGAGGUUGGUAGAUUGACUCGAGGCUGGMUCAGUAUCCUAGUUGGUAAUAACAUUGAUGAUACAGAGGUACGAGGAUGGAGAAAGACUGGUCGACCUUAUYYGUUAGACCCAUCAUUUAUGGAAUUGUCAGACCMAUCACUUAYAGAKUUGUCAUACCCAUCACGUAGAGAGUUGCCWCAACCAUCACGUCGUARAGACUUGCCAGACCUACUAUCUUCAAAGUGGUCAGACUCAUCAUUUACAAAGUCAAAAAAGUUUUAG
Messenger RNA from Cynara cardunculus var. scolymus (artichoke), 3413 nucleotides. Its product is annotated as TMV resistance protein N-like. Lineage: Eukaryota; Viridiplantae; Streptophyta; Magnoliopsida; Asterales; Asteraceae. The record is from RefSeq and is a predicted model, not a curated record. Bases 39 to 3413 code for a protein of 1124 amino acids. Gene Ontology annotation, biological process: defense response; signal transduction. Gene Ontology annotation, molecular function: ADP binding. The transcript has 7 exons.